Molecule: messenger RNA, 1569 nt
Organism: Rosa chinensis
Lineage: Eukaryota; Viridiplantae; Streptophyta; Magnoliopsida; Rosales; Rosaceae
Exons: 2
Coding region: 1-1569 (522 amino acids)
Molecular function (GO): RNA-DNA hybrid ribonuclease activity; nucleic acid binding
Source: RefSeq, a predicted model, not a curated record
AUGCGACUCAACCCGGACAAAUGUGUGUUUGGCGUCCUAGGAGGAAAGUUCCUGGGCUUUGUGGUCAGCGAAAGGGGCAUCGAGACCAAUCCCGAGAAGGUACAGGCAAUUCUCGAUAUGGCACCACCGAAAUCUAGGAAUGAGGUCCAAUCCCUAACUGGGAAGGUCGUCGCCCUCGCUCCAUUCUUCAAGCUCCUUAAAACUCACCAUACCGAGACAAUCAUCACCGCGGUCAGUGCUGCCUUGGUCAGGCGAGAGGACAGCAACGAGCUACCAGUCUACUACACUGGCAAGGGAUUCAAUGACGCCGAGUCCAGGUACUCCGAUAUUGAAAAAUUUGCCCUUGCACUCCUCACGGCCGUACGGCGAUUACGACAGUAUUUCCAAGCACACACGAUACAUGUAUUGACCAAACAACCCCUGAAACAAGUCCUUCAGAAGCCAGAAUCUUCAGGAAGAUUGGUCAAAUGGUCCAUUGAACUUGGCGAGUUCGACAUCCAUUACACUCCACGUACAGCAAUCAAGGGACAAGUCGCCGCCUACAUCAUUUUCGAGUUCAUACCCCUGGAAGACCCCACACCCUCGGACGAGACUAUCUCGGAACCCCAUACCAUACCCACAUGGACUCUCCACGUGGACGGAUCCUCCAACAGAAAACUCAGCUGUGCCGGUGUGGUCUUGACUGACCCGGAGGGGAACGCAUAUGAGUACGCGCUACAGUUCAAGUUCAAGGCCUCUAACAACGUAGCCGAGUACGAAGCACUGAUCGCCGGCAUUCAACUGGCCAAAGAAUUAGGUGUCACGAGGCUGACAAUCUUCAGUGAUUCCCAACUUGUCGUCAACCAAGUCUGCGGCGAUUUCCACGCCAAGGAGCCGCACAUAUCCCACUACCAAGCUCUCACUAAGACUUUACUCCAACGAUGUCUCCCCAACCAUACAAUCGCCCUUAUCCCCGGAGCACAGAACAACAAGGCAGACGCAGUGGCGAAAUUGGCGACAUCGCCCCCAGAAACCAAUUUGGGAAGCCUUAAAGUGGAAACCUUAGACAAGCCAAGCAUCGAUAAGCCAUUCUCAGAGAUAUUCCUGACCGAAAGCGAGUGUCCCCCCUCGUGGAUGGACCCAUUCGUAGACUACCUUUCCAAGGGCAUCGAGCCCCAGGACAAGAUUAUCGCUACCAGGCUUUGUAGACGAGCCACGCUAUACAAGAUACGGGAGGGCAAACUAAACAAGAAAGGCAGGUCCUUCCUUCUGCUAAAGUGCAUCUCCCUCGAGGAAGGACAGCGGGUCUUACUGUCAUUGCACAGCGGGGUCUGUGGCAAUCAUGCCGGAGCGAGGAAUCUGGCAUUCAAAGCUUUGCUUACAGGGUAUUACUGGCCCACCAUUGAACAAGACGCAAAGCGCAUCGCUAGCGCCUGCCUCAAAUGCCACCAAUUUGCCAACUCCCCCUUGCUCCAUCAGUACCACUUUCAAUCAUCAUCACGCCUUGGGCAUACUGCCAGUGGGACCUCGACUUUAUCGGCAAGUUUCCAACUGCCCCAGGGCAACUCAAGUUUGCCAUCAUCGCCGUAG